Molecule: messenger RNA, 3520 nt
Organism: Seriola dumerili (greater amberjack)
Lineage: Eukaryota; Metazoa; Chordata; Actinopteri; Carangiformes; Carangidae
Gene: fzd2
Product: frizzled class receptor 2
Exons: 1
Coding region: 172-1809 (545 amino acids)
Biological process (GO): canonical Wnt signaling pathway; non-canonical Wnt signaling pathway
Cellular component (GO): plasma membrane
Molecular function (GO): Wnt-protein binding; Wnt receptor activity
Source: RefSeq, a predicted model, not a curated record
GUCAGCCAGCAGCGUUCAAAGCAGAGACCAAGCAGAAAGAUCAAGACCAUCAGACUUUUCCCCUGUAGGAAGUUACUCCUGCUAAAGAACUACUCGCAGAACUGAUGGUAUACACUAAACAAAUUUACAGCAAGUUAAUCGGGAUAAAGUCCGUGUCUUAAAAUUGGGAAGAUGACUUUUUGCAAGACCUGGUGUGUUGCACUCCUGCUGCCUCUGCUGAUAUCAGCCCAGUAUCAGGGGGACAACGGAAUAGUCGUUCCGGACCAUGGAUUUUGUCAGCCGAUUACAAUACCUUUGUGCACGGACAUAGCCUACAACCAAACCAUCAUGCCCAAUUUAGUCGGUCAUUACAAUCAGGAGGACGCGGGGCUCGAGGUGCACCAGUUUUACCCCCUUGUAAAGGUACAGUGCUCGCCGGAGUUGAAAUUCUUCCUUUGCUCCAUGUAUGCGCCUGUAUGCACAGUUUUGGAGAAGGCCAUUCCUCCUUGUAGGUCAAUCUGCGAGAGAGCCAAGCAGGGCUGCGAGGCUCUCAUGAACAAGUUUGGCUUUCAGUGGCCUGACCGGCUGCGCUGUGAGAACUUCCCCGUGCUGGGAGACGGGCAAAUCUGUGUGGGCCAAAACGAUUCCUCCGCCGCCACCGUCCCACCCAUCAUGCCUGUGCCGGGGACCCAGGACAUCUCAGUGGUCCCCCCGUAUGAGAGGCCUUUCCGAUGCCCAUCUGUUCUCAAAGUGCCCCCAUAUUUGAAUUAUAAGUUUUUAGAAGAGAAGGAUUGUGCAGCUCCCUGUGAGCCAUCAAGAAGCGGUGGGUACAUGUUUUUCAGUGACAAAGAGAUUCAUUUCUCCCGCAUAUGGAUCCUGAUCUGGUCUGUGCUUUGUUGUGCAUCCACCUUAUUCACAGUAACCACCUAUUUAGUUGAUAUGCAGCGCUUCAGAUACCCUGAGCGACCUAUCAUCUUCCUGUCUGGUUGCUACACUAUGGUCUCCAUAGCCUACAUAGCUGGCUACUUCCUAGGGGACAAGGUAGUGUGCAAUGACAGCUUUAGCCCUGAUGGCUAUAAAACCAUCGUCCAAGGCACCAAAAAGGAAGGCUGCACCAUCCUCUUCAUGAUGCUCUAUUUCUUCAGCAUGGCCAGUUCCAUCUGGUGGGUCAUCCUGUCCCUCACCUGGUUCCUGGCAGCAGGUAUGAAGUGGGGUCACGAGGCUAUUGAGGCCAACUCUCAGUAUUUUCACCUGGCAGCCUGGGCAGUUCCAGCCGUCAAGACCAUCAGCAUCCUGGCCAUCGGGCAGAUUGAAGGUGAUGUGCUCAGCGGCGUAUGCUUCGUCAGCCUCAGCAACCUGGACCCUCUGCGGGGCUUCGUGUUGGCCCCUCUCUUCAUUUAUCUCUUCAUCGGGACCUCUUUCUUGCUGGCUGGCUUUGUGUCACUGUUCAGAAUCCGCACCAUCAUGAAACACGACGGCACCAAGACAGAGAAGCUGGAGCGGCUCAUGGUGCGGAUCGGGGUGUUCAGCGUGCUCUACACCGUCCCGGCAACCAUUGUUAUUGCCUGCUUCUUCUAUGAGCAGGCCUUCCGCCCCCACUGGGAGCGCAGCUGGGUCAACCAUAACUGCAGGGGCCUGGCCAUCCCUUGCCCUCUGCAGACCGGGCCCCGCAUGACCCCAGACUUCACUGUCUACAUGAUCAAAUACCUGAUGACACUGAUAGUAGGCAUCACCUCCGGUUUCUGGAUCUGGUCUGGGAAGACUCUGCACUCCUGGCAUAAGUUCUACACAAGGCUGACAAAUGGCAAACAUGGAGAGACCACUGUGUAGAUUAAAGGGACUAUAUCUAUAUGUUGCUGGGACUAACUUGUGUGUUAUUACCUGUUUCUCAUAUGAUAGGUAAGUAGCACACUGAGUAGCCAUUAGUUCUUACAGCAUUUGUAUUCUCAGCUUAAUAGCCACACAUGCAUGCCAAACUGAGGGUUCGGGUUUGACAAAAGGACAAGCUGGAUAAACAAGGACUGAACCUCACUGUCUGAACAAAUAACAAGCAUGGCUAUGGAUGCCAUGUGCUGAAAUACUCACCUCCCCCCUCUCUGGCUCUUUUCUUAAAGCCACCAUAAACGCAAGGGGAGUGAUGAUCCACCACGGAGAGCGGGGAAAUGAGCUGUGGAAGAAUGACUGUUUAUUCUCAUCCCUGAGCAUUUCAUGUGAUUUAAUGAAACUGUAAAUAGUAUUUGUAAAAACACGAAAUUAUAUAUUUGUAUUUAAAGAAAGUAAAUACUUUUCCUGAUCUGCCAGUGUACCUGCUUUACUUUUGCACUGUAAAAAUGCCACAUAGUGUAGAUGUAGACAUGCUCCUUUUUCUUUAUUAAUCGCUGGUUAGAAAUCAUGUUUUUUUUUUGUUUUUUUUAUGGAUUAAAAGAAUGUCUACAUUUCAGUCUGUUGGAUGAUAUCCAAAAAGCUCUUUGGUUUAGCCCAUUGUAUUUUCACUCCUCUUUAACCAAAAACAUGUGCUGGGUCUCAGAUAUCAUCAAAUAACUAUAUCAAAUGCUUCAUUUUGAAUUCCUAGUUAAAAAGGAAAAACAGCAUUUAAUGUUUUUCUUUCAUUUUUUUUUUUUUUUGCCCUUCCAUAUGUUCAGUAUUCUUCAAUGAUUAAAUACCAUCUUGAUAACGAGUUAUUUUCUUUGAUAAAAGUACAGCCAUGUUGUUUUCUCAAGGAGCUGAGGGUUGUGUCACACCUGAACAUCUGUUGCCUCAGACUGGCAGGCGACAGUAAAAGAGAUUAUUGGAAUUCUUAAUGGAAAUUAGCUCCUUACACAAGACAGUGGUCCUCUGGGAAAUGCAAGGAACGAGUUUAUAGUGAGAUCUUUGACUGAACUUAUCACCCACCCUAUCAGUAUAUUCUGAAAUAUUUGGCAUCAACGUGUUUUGUGUCUGAGAAACAGGUGCCAACCUGUAAGAAUGUGGUGGAGGACUUCCUCACACGUGUACACGAACAUCGCCUUCAAGUGCUAAACAAAACAGGAGACCUUUUUCUGCCUGUUGUUAGAGGGGGCUCAGUUAAGUCAACAAGGAAUCAUCUGGCAAGAGAGAAGUCUGUGCUGUUGCAUAGGUGUGAAAAUGUUCCUGCCUGCCCGUUUGGUGAAGGGAAAACAAGGGUGUUCAGAUUUGCUGUAGUGUUACUUCUCUGGAGCCACUCUGCUCUGUGCCAAGCUGGAAUCCCCCAAGCCAUCCACGGCUGAAACUGAACCUUGUCUGCGGUGAUGUCAUGAAGUAGAUGGGUGUGUUGGAGAAAGUUGAUCCUCUUGCCUCAGAGCAGAGGCUCUGGGCAUUUGAGAAUUGCACGCACAUACAGUAUUGUGUGUGUAUUCAUAUUGUUACUGCAAAAGUUUAGAGGGGCAAAUAAGGUUGCACAUAAUCCAUAUAUUAGACUGUUCCUCUAUAAACUACAGUAUAAUUAGUGACAUGAGCUUAUAAUGACAUGAGCUUUAGCAGAGCAAUGGACCUCUCAUAAAUGUCUUGACCUGUUGGACAAGUU